This is a messenger RNA of Thermothelomyces thermophilus ATCC 42464, 219 nucleotides long. RefSeq lists its product as uncharacterized. NCBI's taxonomy places the organism in Eukaryota, Fungi, Ascomycota, Sordariomycetes, Sordariales, Chaetomiaceae. The transcript is spliced from 2 exons. The coding region runs from base 1 to 219 and encodes 72 amino acids. The record is from RefSeq and is a predicted model, not a curated record.
AUGGAUGGGUGGAGCGCCAUGAAAUGGAAGGGAGCAUCGAAGGGCACUGUAUCGGGGGAAGCGCGGAAGGUGUGGGUGCGCAACCCCUCCCUCCCAGUGGCGGGAGCAAAUCAGAGCGCCCGCGCAAAGUGGAGAUUCCUGCAGGCGGGAAAGCAGCAGCAGCAGCAGCAGCAGCAGCAACAGCAGCAACAAAAGGAGCUGACGAUCGGACAAAGAUAG